Anneissia japonica is the source of this 2047-nucleotide messenger RNA. Its product is annotated as acid-sensing ion channel 1A-like. Gene Ontology annotation, cellular component: membrane. Gene Ontology annotation, biological process: sodium ion transmembrane transport. NCBI's taxonomy places the organism in Eukaryota, Metazoa, Echinodermata, Crinoidea, Comatulida, Comatulidae. The transcript has 10 exons. The record is from RefSeq and is a predicted model, not a curated record. Gene Ontology annotation, molecular function: ligand-gated sodium channel activity. Bases 159 to 1481 code for a protein of 440 amino acids.
GUUUACAAGAACGUUUGUGAUUGGCGUCUCAUCAAUGCUUAACAGUUUUCUAUUGGAUGGAUGUAGUGUAACGACUUCGAAUUAAUGGUGCAUGUUAUGGCGUGUAUUCUUGAGGAGACACAGAACUUGUCACAAGCAUUUCAAAAGCACGGUGUGAAAUGGCUAAGGAGGCGAGUUCAUGUGAUUUCAGCAAGCUCACUGGUGAAACGUCACUCCAUGGAAUUCGAUUCAUUGGGAAUAAGGAAAUUGCAACUACAAGAAGGUGUUUGUGGAUUAUUUUGGUAUCAUCGUCAAUUUUAAUCCUGUCAUUUACACUGUACUUGAGUAUAUCAAAGUACUACAGUUUUCCUGUUACGACGGUAAUUUCAAUCUAUCCUAACAAAAUGAUAGCUUUCCCGGCUGUAACAUUCUGUAACUACAACCAAAUCCGGGCGUCGAAAUUGUCAGAAGAAGAGAAGUACUUUUUUGACCAUUUUCGUGAAAGUUCGUUCAAUAUUACACCAUACAACAAUUUAAACUUCACUGAAAUGUUGUACAAGUUAAGCCAUCCAAUUGAAGAUAUCCUCGUACAUUGUCUGUGGCAAUUUUAUUACCCGUGUGGGCCAGAAAAUUUCACCACUCAUUUGUACGACUUCGGCGUAUGCUAUACGUUCAAUGGCAACAGCAAUAGACCACUGAAUAUCGUCAAUGCGGGCUCAAGAAGCGGAUUAAAACUACAGAUCGACAUAAAUCAGACAGAAUGCACUGACGCGACAGACGAAGCGGCUGGGAUCAAGAUGUUGAUACAUCCACAAGACGAGCAUCCAUUGGUAACAACGUACGGGUUUUCUAUUGCUCCUGGAUUUUUAACCCAAAUUGCUUUAACUGGUGUUUAUAUUAAAAAUCUCCCGGAUCCGUAUCCUUCUAACUGUACAAACAAACCACUUAAGUACUCAAAUGUUUAUACAGAGGCACUCUGUAUUGACGAAUGUAAAUCCGAAUAUGUGGCUGAAAAGUGCGGUUGUAGACAUUCAACUAUGCUAGGCGAUGUUCCAGAAUGCUCCCCCGAGGAUGCAAUUAAAUGCGCAUACUAUGAGGAUGUAAAAUUCUUCAGUGCCGGCGAUGCACAUUGUGAUUGCCCGAUUGCAUGUAAGCAAAUGUUCUACAACAAACGUGUGUCAUCGGCAGCUUGGCCCUCAAAGACUAAAGCAGAGAAGAUGCAGGCUGAACAUGGUUACACUGCGGAAUAUAUAAGUGAAAACUUGCUUGAAGUUGCCAUCUACUUUGAAGAACUAAGUUUUCAGGUAACUGAAGAAGUAGCCGCAUACUCAAGACUACAGUUGUUUUCUGAAAUCGGUGGCAACAUGGGUCUGCUAUGCGGCAUGAGCAUUAUCACUGUCAUCGAAUUUCUGGAAUUUGGAAUCAUUGCUGCGAUUCAGCGUUUUUGUCGUGGAAAAAAUAACAAAGUUACCAAUCCCAUCAAUGUAUCUACAACUAAAUAGUAGAGCCACACAUAUACGUGUGAAGCUACAUUUUUGUGGUCAGUGUAUUAUAGUUAAAAACUUUUUAAUUUAUGAACUUGUAAGUUUCUAUCGAAAAACUUUCUCAUUUUUGUAAAUUUACCGAGAAAAAAAAAUACUAUUUAAAUUUCAAUGUAUGCUUGCAAAAUUAAAUGCAGGGAAGCGAAGGAAGGUGGUUAAAAGUAUGUUGACCUAUGUACAGCUUUUUUUUUAUGAUUCUUUUUAUUUAAGCAUCGUUAUUAAAAUGGUAUAACUAAGCCAGUAUUUUAGGUCCAAUAUUAAUAGAUUUAUAAUUACUUUGAUAGACACUUUAAAGAUGCAUUAAUAUAGGUAUCUAGGACAUUAAUGCUUCUCUAUAAUUGGAACUGAUUACAUACCUACUUAAUUGAAUACUAGAGAUUGGAAGGGCUUGUAAAGUAUGGUAGUUUAGAUUUGGUAUCUUAAGACAUCAUUAACUAAAUUUGAUAUUAAUAAUUAUUAAAGCAAGUUGCUUUUUUAUUGGCAUAAGGGGAAAUUGAAUAAAAAUAAAAACUAGCAUUAAUUUUAAA